AUGUUUUCAGCUACUCAUCGAUUUUACAUUGCCUAUGAGAAUAGCUUAUGUAACGGCUAUAUCACUGAAAAAUUCUAUCAAAGGAUCUCACAACUUCUCAUUCCGGUUGUGAUGAAGAGGCGAAUUUACGAAGGCACUGAUAUUCCUCCAAAAUCUUUUAUUGCUCUGGACGACUUCAAGAGUACCAAGGAAUUGGGUGAUUAUUUGAACUUCUUGCGCACGAACGAUACUGCAUACCUAAGAGUACGUUCUGAACACGGAACUUUUGUGCACAGGCGCUUUCAAGCAGUUUCAUUCUGUGUAAAUCUAGUAAAUUUCGGAGAUAUCAGGUACUUUGAAUGGGCCAAAGAUUACCGACUGCCGCCGACGUAUACAAGUACAGCACUAUGUGAACUUUGUACGGACAUCUAUCACAAAGAGAGUUUAAUCAUAGACGACAUUGCUCAGUACUACACUCAUAACCAGUGCUCCUACAAUGAAUAA
This is a messenger RNA of Cooperia oncophora, 483 nucleotides long. Lineage: Eukaryota; Metazoa; Nematoda; Chromadorea; Rhabditida; Trichostrongylidae. The record is from the annotation of a GenBank genome assembly.